Molecule: messenger RNA, 2517 nt
Organism: Colletotrichum godetiae
Lineage: Eukaryota; Fungi; Ascomycota; Sordariomycetes; Glomerellales; Glomerellaceae
Exons: 3
Coding region: 1-2517 (838 amino acids)
Molecular function (GO): DNA-binding transcription factor activity
Source: RefSeq, a predicted model, not a curated record
AUGGAACAACCCCAGCCAUCCAAGAAGCGGCGGCUUAUGCCAAAGGAGUCGCCGUCAAAUCACACCACACAGCCGGCUCCUUUCCCCCACGAAUCGCCUCAGCAGCACCCAGCCUCGGAGGCCCCUCCAGCCGAACGCCAUGACUUCGAAUCCUUCGCGAGGCAUCUUCAAGAUGCUGCCAUGUUGAUCCAGCGCCAAACCGAGCGCGCACCCUACGAUAGCGUUUCUGUGCUUCUGCUGCGCUGGGAGGAAGAUACCUCGGCCGAGGCCGAUCUGGCGGCCUUGGAGAACAUACUACGAGACCGAUACUACUAUCAGACGAAUCGAUGGGCCAUCCCAACCGUACCCAAUCCUAGCAUCAAGCUUGGGGUCCAGAUGGCCUCCUUUCUCGAACAUGCCCGGCCAAAUCACUUGCUGAUCAUCUACUACGCCGGCUAUGCAUAUUCCGGGUUGGACAAUCAGCUCUACUGGGCAUGCAAUACCCGAGAAGAUGCCGCAAAGCUCAAGUGGGACGGCGUACGCUGUCUGUUUGAAGAUGCCCAGUCCGAUAUUCUGUUGUUGCUCGACGCCUGCUCCGUUCGUGAUAUACCCGUUUCUGGGAGCCAUGGUAUCAAGCAAGCUAUUGCUGCCGGCGGUCCUGAGCAGAACCCCAGAGAGGCUGCGGGCAAAUCCUUCACAUAUCACUUGAUUGAAGCUUUGCAUAAGCUGAGCAUUGCAGGCAGACCGUUCAGCGUACCGAGGCUACACGAGGAGAUUGUACAGCUGAGGCAGCAGGAAAACGCAACAGCAGCUAAACUCACAAACGGUGCCAGCAAAACUCCGCCACCCUCGCCCCAACUUCCCAUCUGCUUCACUCUCACACCCGGGAAAGGUCAAAGUUUGAGCUUGGCUCCCUUGCCUGCUCGGGCGGGCCAACAGCAAUCGCCGCGCAAUGGGACUACUGAUGGGGAACCACUAUCGAGGGCUGUGCGCGAAGACCAGCUCAUUGACCCCGAGUCUGUUGCUGACCUACGGUUCGAUGAGCCACGAGUACUUGUGUGUACGACAUUCGUUGGAGACGCCAGUCCAGACAUGUCUUUCUUCAAUGGCUGGCUUCACAACACGCCGCCCCUAGCUGCCAAGAUUGAAGUCGAAGGAAUGUUCCUCGGUCCACCCACCAUGCUCCUGAUAUCAAUGCCCCAUUCAAUAUGGAAUGUCGUCCAGCAUGAUAAGGUCUGCUGUUUCCUGGGGUAUAUCACGUCGCAUAACAUGAUUCACCUGUACCAGAAGCUCAAGGGCUCUGCAGGAAUCCCUAAAGCCACAGCAAAGGAGGUCGAAGACGGGCGCAUCUUGUUGGAAGCGCGAGAGCUGGCAGCAAGCACGCCAGCAACGCACCAGCGUUCAUUAGACAGCAAAGACGCAUCUUUCCAUGAAACGGCAAACCGCAUAGAAACCACCCCGUCCAGCGUGCCGUUUGCAGCGGCAGCCGCUGCCGCCGCGAUCGUUGAAGGCAAAGAUGAUGUGGAGGAUUCGGCAGAAAUGCAGGAAGCGGCAGAGCAGCUGAAAGCUUUAAGCCAUGUUCGCCACUUGAGCGAUGAGGCACCGCCGGCCGUAGAGCGGCAACGUACGACCCUACCCGAUGGAGCGAUGCCUGCCAAUCACGAGGACACGGGGUCUUCCCACGACGCGAAUGAUUCUGGUGCAGAUGACACGAUGCACUCGAUUGAUAUGAGUACACCCAAUGCGAAGGCUAAGCAUCGACGAUCCUUGCAGAAAGCGACACCGAAGCAAGAGACAAGGUGCACAUUGUGUACACAUGCUCCCUUCAAGGAUUCAUCGUCGCUUCGCAAACACAUUGCGGCUGCACAUACAAGGCCGUUCCCUUGUGCCUUCUCGUUCGCAGGUUGUACGAGUACCUUUGGUUCAAAGAACGAGUGGAAGCGUCACAUUGCUUCCCAACAUCUCUGCUUGCAAUAUUAUCGCUGCUCGUCUUGCCCACAGAGCACCGUUGAGGGCAAGGGGAACGAGUUUAAUCGAAAAGAUCUUUUCACGCAGCAUCUUCGCCGCAUGCAUGCGCCUUUCGCGAUCAAGAAGGCCAUUGCCAAAGGCGAUAGCAAGCUGCAAGUUGAGUGGGAAGGCCACGUCAAGGAAAUGCAGACUACUUGCCUCGUCACACGCCGGUCGCCGCCUCAGAGGUCGGCAUGUCCCAAGUCAGACUGCCAAGUCAUCUUCGAAGGGCCUGGUUCUUGGGACGAAUGGACUGAACACGUUGGCAGGCAUAUGGAGAAGGGUGAAGGUCAGCGACUCGGUGUUGAUCGGCUGCUGGCAAAGUGGGCUUUUGAAGAAGGUAUCAUCGAGCGAAAAGACGACGGCGAGUACCGUCUUUGUGCCGGAAACGGCCCCGGCAACGGUGGUGGCCCCAUCGGCGGCGAGUCAAAAGACUCGAUAUCGGUGGCAUAUCCUGAACCGAAAUUGGAUGUCGAAGAAGCAAUCGAGGCCAAGGAUACUGCCGAGGACAAGAUGGAAGUGGAUGGCUAG